Nelumbo nucifera (sacred lotus) is the source of this 1205-nucleotide messenger RNA. Its product is annotated as putative ascorbate-specific transmembrane electron transporter 1. NCBI's taxonomy places the organism in Eukaryota, Viridiplantae, Streptophyta, Magnoliopsida, Proteales, Nelumbonaceae. Gene Ontology annotation, molecular function: oxidoreductase activity. The record is from RefSeq and is a predicted model, not a curated record.
AGUCCCUUCCAAUUCCAUUCGUCGUUUGCCUGUUUAUUGGGGAAAGCAAGUCUGCAAGUGAAUGAAGUGAGCAUCGAGCGAGCAGGGGUAGACGGAGAGAGAAAGCUAACAAAGACAACGAGAGAGAGAGAGAGAGAGAAGUGGGGCGAAGGCCGAAGAGCGCGGGAACAGAGAACGGACAUGGCAUUGAGGGUGAGUGCGCAGCCUUUCACGUUGGUGUCGCAUGUGCUGGCAAUCGCAGCUGCGAUCAUGGUACUGGUCUGGUGCAUUCACUUCAGAGGGGGUCUAGCUUUCGAAGCCACCAAUAAAUCCCUCAUCUUCAAUAUUCAUCCGGUUUUGAUGUUAAUUGGCUUCAUUAUAUUAGGAGGUGAAGCCAUAAUAAGCUAUAAAGCCCUUCCUUGGAGGAAAGAAGUGAAAAAACUGAUACACCUAAUUCUCCAUUUAUUCGCGCUCAUUCUUGGAAUUGUGGGAAUUUAUGCUGCCUUCAAAUAUCACAAUGAGAGCAACAUUGCCAAUCUAUAUAGCUUGCAUUCUUGGAUUGGGAUCGGAACCAUCUGCUUAUAUGGAAUUCAGUGGAUAUAUGGGUUCUUAGUGUUUUUUUACCCGGGCGGCUCAGCAGCGGUUAGAGGCGAGUCUCUUCCUUGGCAUGUAGUGUUCGGACUGUUUGUGUAUGUUCUGGCGCUGGGCACGGCCAUGCUAGGUUUUCUGGAGAAGCUGACCUUCCUGGAGAGUUCAGGCCUCGCCAAGUACGGGCCCGAGGCUUACCUCGUCAAUUUCACCUCAAUUGUUACGGUACUGUUUGGAGCCUUCGUGGUGUUAUCAGUUCUUUCUCCCUCACAUGUCGAAGACGACUUCACCUAUUCAUCUAUCUAAUAAAGUGAUAAAUACCCAGACGUCCUAGAAUUUUCUGUGGUCACUGGUUGUGUUUCACUCUGACAACCCUAAGAUUCUAUCAUCGUUUGUAUUGUAUUGUAUUGAUUGAGCAACUAAGCUUUUGUCUUUAUUUGUAUCUAUCUGUACACCCCUUUCUACCUCAACUGUUAUUGCCUUAUGUACGCCCAGAUCUGCUACCAACAUUACUACGUUAACAACUCAUCUUCCAACACCUUAUAGUCCCAUAUCUGACAUCUCAAAUAUGUUUCAUACUUGUCUAUUGUAAUUGAUGGGUGCCUAAUUUAAUUUUGAGAUGGCAUUCAUUUUUGCGA